CGAAAAUCUUGUACCGCUGGUCAUCUCUGCAACGCCAGUCUGUGCGUGUUGUUCUAGCUGAAGUUACGCCUAUUUCUCACACAAACUUCACCAAAACUGAUAGAGGAAUCGCAAAGGUUACAAGAUGUCUUUUUUUGCCAAGAAAUUAAUCUGUGGCAUACUUGAUGUUGUCAGCAACAUCGACCCUUCCCAGUUUGCAUCUUCUGACCCACCUCCUCCACGAAGACCAGCUGUGUUUGCAGAGCAACAUGAGUCCGAUGAGGAAAGACAGUUCCGUCGUGUCUUCCAACAACUUGCUGGAGAUGACAUGGAAGUGAGCCCAAAUGAACUGAUGAACAUCCUAAACAGAAUCAUUGGAAAGCAUGGAGACCUGAAGACAGAUGGUUUCAGUAUUGAGAAUUGCAGGAGCAUGGUGGCGGUCAUGGAUAGUGACAGCACUGGAAAACUUGGCUUUCACGAAUUCAAAUACCUCUGGAACAACAUUAAAAAAUGGCAGGGAGUGUACAAGGCUCACGACACAGAUCGCUCUGGUGUCAUUAGUGCAAGUGAGCUGCCUGGUGCUUUCGCAGCUGCAGGUUUCCGCCUCAAUGAUGCCAUGUACGAGAUGAUCAUCCGCAGAUACAGUGAUGAAAAUGGGGACAUGGAUUUUGAUAAUUACAUUGGCUGCCUUGUGAGACUGGAUGCUAUGUGUCGUGCCUUCAGAACCCUGGAUAAAGACAAUAAUGGGACAAUCAAAGUUAAUAUUCAGGAGUGGCUUCAGUUGACCAUGUAUUCUUGAGUCCAGGUGAUGCCUCCUCUUCUGCUUAUUAUACAACACUACUUUUCUCUACACAGCACCAUCUUUUUUUUCAAUAGUCUUUCCAACUUCAGUUAUUAAGCAGGGCCAUUGUGUGUGCAGGUUUAAAUUGAAUGGUGCUACAAUAUGUUGUACUUCUGUCACAUCUACAUGCAAGGUUUCACGACUGUAUUAAACUGCACUCACAAUGGGACCCUUAUGUAAACACAAUUCAGGUGCAUAAACUUAGGCCUUGUACUUUGCUGACUUUAGAUGUAAUCCACAAUGUUUGUUAUGCAUUUCCUCUUACUGUUCUGUAACCCCUCACACCAAAAUGACAUGAGAAGAGCAAACGUGCAGAAUCAUCAAAAAAAUCAUCUUUUUUAUUUAUUCUGGGCCAUUUUUUUCUCCAAAUAUGUGUUUGAUCUUAAUUGAACUGCACCUCCUGACAACUAUAACAGUCAAAAAAUUCAAACCCUUCAAUGUUUUUCUGUGAGGAGAGACUGACCAAAUGGAUCUCUAGCUAAGCUGAGCGGUUGAUGGAAAAAUACAACAUCAAUAGUGGGUUAGACUAAUUCUUUGUAUGUGGAUUAUCACACUCAACAGAAAUCAUAACAGUGUUUGCAUUUGUGUGUGUGUGUAGCACUAAUAUUGUGACUUACUAAGGCAGUCCCUGCUCUGGGUUCAGGCGCUUCUUGGGGCAGAUCAUGACAACAACAAUAACGAAGAGUCAUUAUAAACAUACGGCACAUACACAGAAAUAGUCUAACCCCCUAGUCAUGUUGUAAUUUUCCAUCAGCUGUCGUGGUUGAUUUUUUUGUCUAAACUGACACAUAUAUCAUCUGUUUUCCUUGACGUGUAGCGUACUAUACGUAGGUGUGCACAUAUUGGUUGGUUGAAGUUUCUGUCACUGUAGGAGUUAGUUUUGUUUGUAUCAGUACUUGGGGAAAAAAGGGAUAAGAAUGCAUGUGUGUUUGGUCCAUGGUUUGACCUCAUGACAGACUGUAAAAGUGCUGUAAAUGAGUUUCACCUGAUGCUACACCUCAAACUGUCACUUGUCUCACAAACCGGUCAUUUUAGACCUGAUUAGAUGGUGUCAUAAUUUGCUACUUUGUGGAUAAGAUGUUAAAGGUCAUUCAGAGGUCAUUUAUUCAGUGGACUGAGCCAGUUCUCCCAUCCAUUCAGACAGAUCAGCCUCUGAUCAGGGUCAUGACCUGUUUACAUGCAGAGAUCUGAAUCUUAUGUCUUAAAUCAGGAAAUCACUGGACAAGUUGCUCUGUUGUUGCACAGUUCUUUUGCAAGGGAAUUUUUUAUUCUUUUCAAUAUAGUGUAUAUUUUUGACCAUACCUUUGACAAACGCCAGAUGUGUUUUAUGUAUUGAAAACUAAUGAAUAUGAGACAAAAUAAAUAGAUUUACACAUAAGUUA
Molecule: messenger RNA, 2202 nt
Organism: Sphaeramia orbicularis (orbiculate cardinalfish)
Lineage: Eukaryota; Metazoa; Chordata; Actinopteri; Kurtiformes; Apogonidae
Product: calpain small subunit 1-like
Exons: 11
Coding region: 125-778 (217 amino acids)
Cellular component (GO): calpain complex
Molecular function (GO): calcium ion binding
Source: RefSeq, a predicted model, not a curated record